UCCUUUCCUUCUCUCUCUCUCUUUCUCUCUCUCUCUCUCUCUCUCUCUCCUUCCUUCCUUCCCUGUGGCCAAAACCCUUGCUUUGGCUCCCUUCCUGGCCUCCUCCUCCUCCUCUUCUGGUCCCAGGUGCGAGCUCUCCAUUGAGAAGUCCACGGUGCUGCAGUCGGAGCUCGAAUCCUGCAAGGAACUUCAGGCCUUGGAGCCAGAGAACAAGUGGUGUCUCCUAACCAUCAUCCUCCUCAUGAGGGCUUUGGAUCCCUUGGUUUACGAGCAGGAGACCCUCCGCUACUUCUCUGCUUUGAAGGCUGCAGAUCCCAUGCGCUCCUCGUACCUCAACGACCUCCGGAGCAAGUUCCUGAUUGAGAACAGCGUCCUCAAGAUGGAGUACGCCGAUUCGAGGGUGGUGGAUCUCGCCCACAAGGGCCUGACCAGCCUCUGCCACCUGGAACACCUGUUGCUGGUCACACACCUGAAUCUCUCUGAUAACCUCCUCUCUGCCUUCCCCUCCACAGUGGCGAUGAUGCGCUGCCUUGAGGUGAUGGAGGCCGACGACAACCAGAUCGAGAGCCUCGAAGGGUUGCCUCCCCUGCCUUCUCUGGAGGAACUCUCUCUCCGUAACAACCGCAUCCAGCGAGCCUCCGCCCUCCGCAGCCUGGCCACCUUCCCCGCCUUGGCUCAGCUCAGCCUGCAAGGAAACCCCCUGUGUCAAAUCCCCGGCAUCCAAUCGGAGUUGGCCACGCUGCUCCCCAACGUCGCCACUAUCCUCACUUGAUUUCCUGGGAGGGGCGGGGGGAGACAGCGCCAGGGACCCUUAAUUUAUUGCCAAUUAAAAACAUCCCAAUCAGCCUUUUUGCUGUAUUUAUUUA
Messenger RNA from Thamnophis elegans (Western terrestrial garter snake), 866 nucleotides. Its product is annotated as geranylgeranyl transferase type-2 subunit alpha-like. The annotation marks the transcript as partial. The transcript is spliced from 6 exons. Gene Ontology annotation, cellular component: cytoplasm. Gene Ontology annotation, molecular function: protein binding. Lineage: Eukaryota; Metazoa; Chordata; Lepidosauria; Squamata; Natricidae. The record is from RefSeq and is a predicted model, not a curated record.